UUGCGUCUAAACUAAAUUUAGAGCCCCCUUGCUAGUUGACAGAACUGACGAUUGAGCCGGAACAGCUGUUUGAAGGGAAGGUUUAAGCAGUUGUAUCAUGAGACAACUACUUUUUUCACCGGAUGAUUUUCUAAGGAAACCAUACUUGAGAAUCUAAAGGAACUCAGUGAAGGAAGAGUGUAUAUUCAUCAUGAACAAAUAGUGAAGUACAACUGAAAGGGAUUUCAAAGCGUAGUGUGUGCAAUUAGUUUUCAUGACUUAAACCGAACGUCCACAGAAAGAAACAUAACACGUCAAGACCUUAAUGACGUCGACGUUUUCGAGUGUUUCAAUACUUAGUCAGGUUAACUCCUAUAAAUUUCUAACCAGUAAAGUCACUCGUCCGUUCUCUAGUUUUUCCCCGUUUGAAUACUCUAGAUCUUGAGUAAGGCGAAUUCAGUUCUCCAGGACACCUGUCCCCCUCACUGUAGAGUGUUUCAAAGAGUCCGAUUUCGUAGUCAUGCCGGAAUUGAAUGGCAUAAUUAUUCAGUUCAUCGUUUAGAACAUGAACCAUCAUCAUGGGCAAGUGAGAUGUUGAUAGCAACUGUUGAGGUGAUGGUGAAGUGGGUUCAUGACGAUCUAAAUACUGGAGCCUCGUAGAUGGAUUGUGGGGUACGCGGCUAACUAGGUCCACUAAUUAACCGAAGAUGAAAUCAUAGAUAUUCUGGAACCCAGUUGAUGACAAGCUAAUCUGUUCGAUGCAUGCAGCGGACGAUUGUUCGAAAAAGACCUUGCCUGCUGUUGGAUUCGAUAUUAGACCCAGUCCACUGUCUUUGUCGAAGGUCAUAAGAUUUCUUAUCGUUGUCAUUGCGAAGGGUGAAGCUCAUGAACUUCUCUGUUUUAUUACCUAUCUGAUUAAUUAAUUUCCUUUGUGGUCAAUAAAUGUUAGUGAAUUACAAUCCAGACCAGUAAUUAUGUGCUAGCAUUCAGUUUUAAAUUGUAUCUUUUCUAUUGAAUAGGGCAAGGCGAUCUACUUAGCACGUCAAUCUCUUUACAUUUGGAGUCCUGCUUUCUGGAACAAUCUUGGACUGUGUUAAUAUUUACUUUUAUUUGAUUUGAGAGGUACAUUUCGCAAUGAACAACAAAGCACCCAUACCCGUGGGGUUCAGAUUCCAUCCUACUGACGAGGAGCUAGUCGGGUACUACUUGCACGGCAAGGUGGGGAGGUUUCAGCGAGACCAGCUCAUUCAGGAGUUGGACCUUUACAAAAUCGAGCCCUGGGACCUCCAUGAAGUGUGCAGGAUCGGGGACGACGCACCAGAGCAUCAAAGUGACUGGUACUUCUUCAGCCACAAGGAUAAGAAGUAUCCCACAGGAAACCGUGCCAACCGCGCCACAACUGCUGGCUUCUGGAAGGCCACUGGGCGUGACAAGCCCAUCCACACGCAGCGUCAGGUCAUUGGAAUGCGCAAGACACUGGUAUUCUACAAGGGGCGCGCUCCUAAUGGUCAAAAAACGGACUGGAUCAUGCACGAGUUUCGCCUGGAUGAUUGUCCUGGUGCCUCUCCAAAUUACGAAUCCGACGGGUGGGUAGUGUGUCGUGUGUUCCGGAAAAUGAAGAAUUUUAAAACAAAGAGUCAAGAGACGUCGUGCUCGUUAGAGGAAGACCAGGUGCUGUUGCCGGAGCUUAUGAGCCAUUCCGAGGGGGGUGGAGGGCCUAGCAGUCAAGGCGGCGAGGUCCAGUAUAACCCCCAUCUUCACCACUUCAGUUUCACGUGCAAGCAGGAGCUCAGUGUUGAAGACUACCGCACUCCAAUCAGCAGUGACCCCUUCAUGGAGAAUCUCCACCUCCACGAGCUUCACAGGUCCAUCGAGCCUAGCUGCCACCAAAAUUACUUGCCGCCUUCGGUAUCCUCCACUUUUCGGAGCCUGCAACCAGCGUGCACGAGCGGGAGAUCAUCACGGGACUACGCCGAGUACUCUUUGGUGCCAUUCCCCCUCGAGUCGACUUCCCUGAGGGAUUUCGACGAUGCCAGAUCGAGCGUCACUCAAGAUGGCUCAUCCUUAACUGCCUUGGCACAUCACAACGACGCUGAAUACUGGAUGCUGGAUGGAGGGAUUAGCAAGGCUGGGGCGCGUCGCGACCAGACAUUGGCGGCUGUAACGUACCAUGUUGAUCUCAAGAGUCGGCAGUCUUCGGACAAUUCGUCGGCGUCGACGAACCAUGAAGGUUUCGGUCAUCUCUGGAAUGUAUAGCAUCACAGGGACCUCAAGUGGUGAGUUUCUGGGCCAUUAAGAAGGUUGUAUUCUGGACGUCAACAUAGGCGAAGCUUCAUCAGCACAUUAUGAAUAAGAGCCAGAGUUCAAUUGCACACAACAUUCAGCUGUCAAGAAGUGCAAGGUACCACAUGAGCUGCAAUUUUAGUCGUCAACAGGUUGUUGCCGAAUGAAACAAGCCCGCAUCUGCAGGAGACAUUGCAGAGACAUAGAACGACAAUCCAGAAAAUGAGAUGGAUCUCUGCACAAAGGGCCAAAACAUUAGUAUGACUUUGAGAAAUGUUGGUGCUCCACGGUAGGCUGACAAACAAACAAACAAAUAGAAAAAGGAAAAAAACAGAAGAGGGAAACAUGAGAGAAAACGAUUCGCCGUGAACAUGUGCAAUAUUUGUGCCUGCUUGUUAUUGUUGUCCUGAGAUUAUGUUGCAGCUCAUACAAGCCAGAUCUUGCCCGUAGUGCUGAAGGGACAGCGAAAAUCCCCUAUUUAGUACUCAUGAUACCAUUAUUAUGAUUUAUGUUCGCUCUGAAGGAACGUUUCUUUUAAAAAUCAGAGUUAAAUCCUGUUACAAAAUUGAAAUCGUUAUCAAUAAACUUGUUGGCACACAUGUGUAUUCUACAUUA
This is a messenger RNA of Physcomitrium patens, 2877 nucleotides long. The record is from RefSeq and is a predicted model, not a curated record. NCBI's taxonomy places the organism in Eukaryota, Viridiplantae, Streptophyta, Bryopsida, Funariales, Funariaceae.